AUGGCUGCUGCUACUACUACUGCUUCGGCAACAGAACCUCCCGGAUUAGAAACUCAAUACAGAGAUAUUCAGGCUAUUUUACAGGGGCGUGAACUACGAGCUGGAGAUAGUUGGUAUCUGUUAGAGCGAAGAUGGUUUGAGCAGUGGAAAGAAUAUGUGCAGACUGGAGAUCAGAACUCGUCCUCUUUCCCAGGACAAAUCAACAACACAGAGCUUUUUGAGGAGCUGGAUUCCUACCACCUGAAAGAUCGUCUGGUGGAGAAUGAGGACUUUGUGUUGGUCCCAGCAGACGCAUGGCAUAAACUGCUCUCAUGGUAUGGUAUGGUGGAAAAUCAGCCUCCACUAGAACGAAAGGUUGUUGACCUGCCCAGCACUGUCAAAGUUGAAGUCUAUCCUGUGGAGAUCUUCCUCUGCCUCCAUAGCAACAUGGACAAUGUCGUGACUGCACAGUUCAGUCGUGCAGAUUCUAUCAGCACCAUACAGAAAGUGAUGAGGGAGAAGUUUCAAGUGCCAGAAAGUGCAGAGGUCAGGAUGUGGAUGAAGAGCUCGGACACCAGCUGUGAGAGACUGAGAAAUAUCUAUAUGAGUGUGCUAGACACCUGUCUCAGCACCGGCAUGACAGUGAUUAUGGAGAUGAGGAAUGCAGACGGUACCUGGCCCAGCUCCAGGCCCCAGAUCAUGAGGAACUCCAUGGAGGAGCAGGACUCAUACCGGGGGCAGCCAGGGGUGUGUGGUCUCACUAACUUGGGCAACACCUGUUUUAUGAACUCUGCACUGCAGUGUCUUAGUAACACACCUCCCUUGACGGAGUACUUCCUUCGAAACGCCUACCUGGAGGAGCUGAACUUCACCAACCCUCUGGGAAUGAAGGGAGAGAUUGCUGAGGCGUAUGCCGACAUCAUCAAACAGAUGUGGUCGGGAAGGCACUACUCAGUGGUGCCCCGUUUCUUCAAGACCAAGGUGGGCCACUUUGCUUCUCAGUUCCUGGGCUACCAACAGCAUGACUCUCAGGAACUGCUCUCCUUCUUGCUGGACGGUCUGCACGAGGACCUGAACCGCGUGAAGAACAAAGAGUACAUUGAGCUUAGGGAUGCUGACGGCAGACCAGACCAGGAAGUCGCAGAGGAAGCGUGGCGUAACCAUCGGAGACGUAAUGACUCGGUGAUCGUUGACACGUUCCACGGGCUGUUUAAAUCAACGCUGGUUUGCCCCGAAUGUCACAAAGUCUCAGUCACCUUUGAUCCGUUCUGUUACCUGAGCGUCCCACUGCCAGUCAGCAAGGAGAGAGUGAUGGAGGUGUUCUUUGUCUCUCUGGACCCAGAAGCCAAGCCCGUUCAACAUCGUUUAGUUGUUCCCAAAGCCGGCAAAGUCUUUGACCUGUGCGCGACUCUUUCUGAAGCAACGGGCGUCCCAGCCAGUCAGAUGAUGGUGGCUGACGUGUUUAAUCAUCGCUUCUAUAAGAUCUACCAUGCUGACGAGUCCUUAAGCUGCAUCCUGGAUCGCGAUGAUAUUUUUGUGUACGAGCUGAGUAAUGCCUGUGUGGAGCAGGAUAGUGAGGAGGUAGUGCUGGCUGUCUACCUGCGUGAACGCUCCCACUACAGGGAUUAUGGCUCUGGCAGCAGCAGCUAUGGCACCUCACUCUUUGGCCACCCACUGCUCAUGUCUGUUCCUCGCGCCCAGUGUACCCGCGAAGCACUCUACCACCUGUUUCUUCAGCGUCUCGCGCGAUACGUACGUCCUCCAGACUCCUCGGAGGAGGUAGAGGAGGAAGAGGAGGAGGACGAAGAAUGUGGAGAGGAUGAGGAAGAAGAAGAGGGAGGGUGUAGAACUCAAACUAAUGGAGUGAGUGAAGACGAGGGCGACGAAGACGGGGAAAAGGCGGGACCAUCCAAGAGAGAAGAAGACGGACAGGAUGGGGUACAAAGCGACGGUCAAAACAACUGCCACUCCGAGGCCAGUCCUUGCAGCGAGGUGGAGGAGAGGACGGAGGAGGAGUCGAGCAGCGAGGCGGAGAGAGGGAGUAGCACGGAGGAGGGCCAAUCAGCUUGUGGCAGCACUGACACCAAUUCCCAGGACGCAGCUGACGGAGAACAGGGUACCGGCCUCGAAGCUUCUGGGAAAGAGGACGAAGAUGAGGAUGAAGAGGAGGAUGGGGAGGAAGCAGCACGCUGCAGCAGGCCUAACAAGCGCGUGUCCGGGAGGAGGUGUUGCGCGGAGAAACGCAGGAAGCCCCUGUUCACCAUUCAGGCUGUAAACUCCAAUGGCACCACGGAGAGAGGGAUUGGCGAGGGCGACAGCACGUUCUCUUUCAGCUCCCAGCCUUACAUUGCCAUUGACUGGGACCCUGACAUGAAGAAAAAAUAUUACAAUGAGAAUGAAGCGGAGAAAUAUGUGAAACAUCACAGCAUGGAUAUUCCUCAUCAGCAAACCACAGUGCAGUUACAGGAAUGUAUAGAGCUCUUCACCACAGUGGAGACCCUGGAAGAAGAGAACCCCUGGUACUGCCCAAUGUGCAAGAAGCAUCAGCUAGCGACUAAGAAGUUGGACCUCUGGUCGCUUCCUGAGGUUCUCAUCAUCCACCUGAAGCGUUUCUCCUACACCAAGUACUCCAGAGAGAAACUGGACACCAUCGUGGACUUCCCCCUUCGAAACCUGGACUUCUCAGGCUACCUUUUGAGGAAGACGGGUGUUAACGGUGAACCUCCCAGCAGAUACGACCUGAUAGCCGUGUCAAACCACUACGGCGGACUGAGAGACGGGCACUAUACCAGUUACGCCAAGAAUAAGGACGACGGACAGUGGUAUUAUUUUGACGACAGCAAAGUGACCUAUGCAAGGGAGGAACAGAUUAUGACCAAUGCUGCCUACCUCCUGUUCUACCAGCGCCAAGAUAAGAUUCGCAAGCCUACUCUGCCUCCUCCCACCUCCUCAGGCACCUCCUCUUCCACUAACCAGCUUGCUAAUGACAUAACCUCCCACAACCACGACGGAGUGGAGGGAGCCUCUUCCUGUGUUAACAUGGAAACAGACUGAAGUAGUCACUGGUUUUCCUCUCUCUC
This is a messenger RNA of Chanos chanos (milkfish), 3059 nucleotides long. RefSeq names its product ubiquitin specific peptidase 11 (gene usp11). The coding region runs from base 1 to 3033 and encodes 1010 amino acids. Gene Ontology annotation, molecular function: cysteine-type deubiquitinase activity. The transcript is spliced from 21 exons. NCBI's taxonomy places the organism in Eukaryota, Metazoa, Chordata, Actinopteri, Gonorynchiformes, Chanidae. Gene Ontology annotation, biological process: protein deubiquitination. Gene Ontology annotation, cellular component: nucleus. The record is from RefSeq and is a predicted model, not a curated record.